Scheffersomyces amazonensis is the source of this 1234-nucleotide messenger RNA. RefSeq names its product putative GTPase (gene MTG1). Gene Ontology annotation, biological process: mitochondrial translation. The transcript has a single exon. Gene Ontology annotation, molecular function: GTP binding; GTPase activity. The record is from RefSeq and is a predicted model, not a curated record. NCBI's taxonomy places the organism in Eukaryota, Fungi, Ascomycota, Pichiomycetes, Serinales, Debaryomycetaceae. Gene Ontology annotation, cellular component: mitochondrion. The coding region runs from base 123 to 1226 and encodes 367 amino acids.
UUUUCCGUUUAUUUUCUAUUUUCUUUCUAUAUUUUUCAGAUAUCUCAGCUCAGACUUUCCACUACUCUGCCUAAGCACUAAACACUAAGCAAUAAGCAAUAAGCACUAAGUAACAUACCUUAAUGAGUUUGAAAUUUGUACCUCGAAGGAUAUUUCCGAAUUACAAUAUCCCUUUGGCUAACUUUAAGGGUCAUCAUCAAAAGGCUCUUACUAGAUUUGGACAUUUAGCACCUCAAAUCGAUUUAGUACUAGAAGUUCGAGAUUCUCGAGCUCCAAUAUCAACUAUAAAUGUUUUAUUUAGGAAAAUAUUAGGUAAUAAAGAAAAAAUCGUUAUUUAUAGUAAGAAUGAUUUAUCAGUAUUAAAAACUGAUAUUAUUAAGAAAUGGCAUGAAUCAUUAAAUGAAAAGGUUUUAUUUAUUGAUUGUAAUAAAAGGAGUGAUGCUAAAAAGGUAAUUAAUUUAGUUACGGAGAAAUAUAAUUCAAUGGAUUUCCCUCCUCCUUUAGGGUUAAGACUUAUGAUAGUAGGAAUGCCUAAUGUAGGUAAAUCAUCUCUAGUUAAUAAUUUACGAUAUGUUGGUUAUUCAUCUCAACAAGAAGGAAGUAUUUCAAGUAAAACUAGAAAAGUAGCUAAAACUGGAGGUCAACCAGGGGUUACAACAAGUACAAGUGAAGUUAUUAAAUUAUCAGAAGAUCCAAAUAUAUUAGUUUAUGAUACUCCUGGAGUAUUUCUUCCUACCAUUAAAGAUUCAGAAACUAUGUUAGCAUUAAGUUUAGUAGGAUGUGUUCAUGAUUCAUUUAUCGAUCCAGUAAUUCAAGCUGAUUAUCUUCUUUAUUUACUUAAUUUACAAGAUCCUACCGGAUCUAAAUAUUCUGAAUAUUUAGAUCAUCCAACUAAUUCAAUAGAUGAAUUAUUAUUUAAUAUUGCUAAAACAAGAGGAGUUAUACGAACUGAUGGAACUUAUGAUGAAGAUGGUAUGGCAUUACAUUGGGUAAGUCUUUGGAAACAAGGUAAACAUAGAAAAUAUAGAGGACUCUUUGAUUUAGCAGCUAUACUUGAAUAUAAUGAAAAGGAUUUACAACAAAUCUUUAAGACAGAAAUGAAUAGAACUAAAGAAAUGAAAGUUCAUGAAAAAAUCAUGAAUAGUAAUAGUGAUUCUGAUGAUAAACAUAGGAAAAGAACAGCUAAAGAUAGAGAAUAUGAUUUAAGAAAUAGAUUAUUCAAAUAAUAAUAUGG